This is a messenger RNA of Dreissena polymorpha, 990 nucleotides long. Its product is annotated as protein-L-histidine N-pros-methyltransferase-like. The coding region runs from base 1 to 990 and encodes 329 amino acids. Lineage: Eukaryota; Metazoa; Mollusca; Bivalvia; Myida; Dreissenidae. The record is from RefSeq and is a predicted model, not a curated record. Gene Ontology annotation, molecular function: protein-L-histidine N-pros-methyltransferase activity. The transcript has 8 exons.
AUGGGUGUGAAGAAAUCAAUUAAGUGUGCUGCCAUUGUUUUGGGAGGUUGCUGUACAGUGUAUGUGUUCCUACUGAUAUGGGAGUUGUACUCAUUUACUGGUCGUAGAGGACGGAUGACCCUGGACAUGACCAUCAACGAUCGUAUGAUUGUGGACGAGAAACACAAGGAAGACAGUCAUGAAUAUUGGUAUUUUGUGGAUAAAACCGCCCUCUCGGAGGACAUCAGUGAAAAGUUUUUGCAAUAUCACAAAGAUGCAGAGACACAGGAAUUCCUCGGCAAAUGUAACGAGAAAGCAAACUGGGUUUUCACACAGAUUUAUUACUUACUGGCAGAUUGGCUAGGUAGCGGCCAUAUGUUUGUUCUCUCACGAGCACAGUUUAUGACCCUGCUGAAUAUCAAGGACAACUGGAUGGGUCAAUCAAUGAUUGAUCUAGGUGCUGGUGAUGGUACGGUCACAGAAAAAAUGUCGCCGUUCUUUCGGCAAGUGUUCGCCACUGACGCAUCAGGCCCUAUGGUGACAAGACUCAAAAGCAAAGGGUUCAGGUCGAGGACAUUGCGCGCCACGCCGCCGAAGGAGGCCGUGCCGAGAUCAGACCUAAGAAUACUGGACAUAGACAAGUGGAACAACGGUAGCCUGCAGUAUGACCUGGUCUCGUGUUUGAAUCUCCUGGACCGUGCUGAUAAGCCUGUCUCCAUUCUACAUUCCAUCAAACGGGUGCUCAAACCUGGCGGAAGGGUGCUGAUAGCGUUGGUGUUACCAUUCAGUUCCUUUGUGGAGUUUGGCUCCAAAGACAAUCUUCCGACAGAGACACUGAACAUUGAAGGCUCCACAUUUGAGGCCCAGUGUAACAGCUUUGUGAAAGACGUGGUUGAACCGGCUGGGUUUGUGCUGGAGAGGUUCACAAGAGUGCCGUACCUGUGUGAGGGGGACAUGCAGACCAGCUUCUAUGUACUGGACGAUGCAGUGUUUGUGUUAAGACAUAAAUAA